AUGGGACAGGGCCAAGAGGAGAAGAUUCGACCACAACCCCAUAUUGAAAUUCAGGAAAGGGGAGAGAUAUAUUUCUUCUACCGGCCUAAGGUUAGCAAGGAAGAAGCACACAGUGCUGAUGAUGUCCAGCGUCUCUACAUUAUCAUGCGACCUGAGUCCGGUGAGAGGCCGGUGGAAGUAAAGCAAGAAGAAAAUACCAACAUCAAGCAGGAGGAAGUAAACAUUGAAAAGCAAGCACUGUUUCGUGUUAUUGUAAUGGGACGGAAAAAGCUACCUGAUCCAAAGGAGAAAAGCCGACCUUAUUGGGGUUUUGUUGAAAUGGUUACGACAAAUGCAGAGCAUGUGAAGAAUGCUCUUAGAGGAGGGGAGUAUGAAACUUCAACUAAAGGACAGAGACAUAAUAGUGAUGCUAGAGCCUUGGGAGAAGGCAUAUACCGCAUAUUAAGGCACAAAGCAGAGGGUGGUGGGAAAAGAAGCCACACUCAUUUGAUCUACAAGCUUGAAUUUCCGGGGGAAGGUGAGAAGAGGGAACCUCAAGAAGAACUCAACAUUGAGCGUGAGGGAUCAUUCAUAAUUCAAAUAAAGAAUCCGGAAAAAGGUGGAGGUGGUUUGCAGAAGAAACGGAAGGCGGUGUUUCCUGCUCGGCUGCAAGGAGAACUGGGGCAUGUUAGAUUUGGGCCGGCUGACCCGCCUGACUUUCUCAACUAUGAAGGAUGUGAGUUUCUGCUUAUUUCUGCUUCUGACGAUAUCGAAGAUGAAUUGGGUCUAAAGCUUGUGACUCAAGAAGGGUGUUCUGAUCUCAUCAACACUUUUAAACUUGAAGAGGAUCAUGUUUCUGUUACUCCCUUUCUAAAGGGAAUUUGGGUCUGA
Vicia faba (fava bean) is the source of this 870-nucleotide messenger RNA. The record is from the annotation of a GenBank genome assembly. Lineage: Eukaryota; Viridiplantae; Streptophyta; Magnoliopsida; Fabales; Fabaceae.